GGUUCAGAUAAUGUUUUCAGUGUAAGUAAAAAUAUUUUUUUCCGAUAAAAGCUAAGUUGGGCAGUGAAAAGUUUCAUGCUUUCUAUCAGAUAUUUCAAUGAACUAGAAGAACAGAUACAGUCUUUAAACCUUUAGAUCAUUGGAAGGAAGGAAGAACAAUGGAGGAAACUCUUCCUCUCAGUGUUAGCCAUGUGAAUAAGUCUUUGGUUCUCACCAAUAGACUAUACAUGCUCCUCCAUUUUUCUGCUCUUUGUUUCUUGGUUUAUUAUAGGCUGUGUUUCUUCUUUCAGGAUCCACAAACGCGAGAAGCCUCUUUCUUCCCUUGGCUUCUUGUUUUUGCCUCUGAAAUCAUUCUCUCCUUCAUUUGGAUUCUUAAUCAAGCUUUUCGUUGGCACCCCAUUUCCAGAACUGUGUUUCCUGAGCGAUUACCACAAGAUGACAAUCUCCCUCCCCUGGAUGUGUUCAUAUGCACUGCAGACCCCACUAAGGAACCCACUUCGGACGUAAUGAACACUUUGUUAUCGGCCAUGGCACUGGAUUACCCACCAGAGAAGCUGCAUCUGUAUGUUUCUGAUGAUGGGGGUUCGCCUGUCACCUUGAAUGCCAUGAAGGAGGCUUCGAAAUUUGCGAGGUGGUGGCUUCCUUUCUGCACAAGAUACAAAAUAGAAUGUAGGUGCCCCAAGGCUUACUUUUCUAUCUCAGAGAGUGAUGAUGUUGAUUUUGAUGUGAGCUUUGAGUUUCUUGCAGACAAGAAAAUGAUCAAGGAAAAGUAUGAGGCUUUUGAAGAAGGCAUAAAAAGAGUAAAAGAAGAUCAGGACAACUCUGGAGAUACUACUGUCAGAAGAAGUCAAAAUCAUACACCUAUUAUAGAGGUGAUACAGGAGAAUAGCAGCAGUGAAAUAGAGCAGGUGAAAUUGCCUUUCCUUGUCUAUGUUUCCCGUGAGAAAAAGCCUUCUCAUCCCCACCAUUUCAAAGCCGGGGCCCUCAAUUCCCUUUACCGAGUCUCUGCUGUCAUAAGCAAUGCUCCGUACAUUCUAGUGCUGGAUUGUGACAUGUUCUGCAAUAGCCCAGCUUCAGCACGCCAAGCAUUGUGUUUCCACCUUAAUCCCGAGAUAUCUCAUUCACUUGCUUUUGUUCAAUUUCCUCAGAAAUAUCACAACAUAAGCAAGAACGACAUAUAUGACAGUCAGCACAGAUCAGCAUAUAAAGUUCUAUGGCAAGGUAUGGAUGGGCUCAUGGGACCGGUAUUGUCUGGCACAGGCUUCUAUAUAAAAAGGGAAUCACUAUAUGGAAAUUACAAAAUCAAAGACACUGACCUUGAACUCCAACAAUAUGUUGGCACAUCCAAUGAGUUCAUGAAAUCCUUAAACCAAAACUGCACUACAGAUUCAGUCACAGCUGGACGUACAUUGCCUUUAAAGGAGACUCUUCUAUUGGCUUCUUGUAACUACGAAAUUGGGACUCAAUGGGGUAAAGAGGUUGGGUUCCUGUAUGGUACAGUAUGUGAAGAUGUUCACACCGGAUUCAUAUUGAAUUGCAAUGGUUGGAAUUCAGUGUUGUGUGAUCCACCACAGGCACAGUUUCUAGGAAAUGGUACCACUAAUUUGAAUGAUUUACUAGUUCAAGGCACCAGAUGGUACUGUGGACUGCUUGAUAUUGGUUUAAGCAGGUUUUGCCCUCUUAUAUGUGGGCCUUUAAGGAUGUCUAUACUUCAGAGUCUUUGUUAUGCACAACUAACAUAUUUCCCUCUCUAUUGCUUGCCCCUUUGGUGUUUAGCAAUUGUCCCUCAGCUUUGUCUGAUAAGUGGAAUUCCUUUGUACCCAAAGGUCUCAGACCCAUUUUUCUUCAUUUUUCUGUUUAUCCCUCUAUCAGUUCUCACCAAGCACAUUGUUGAAGUGAUUUCAACUGGAGGAACAUUCAGAAAAUGGAUAAUUGAACAAAGGAUGUGGAUGAUUGUAUCAAUCACAUCUCAUCUAUAUGGAUGUUUGGAUGCUCUACUGAAGAAAUUUGGUUUGAAAGAUGCUAGUUUCUUGCCAACCAAUAAAGUUGAGGAUGAGGAACAGACUAGGCUUUACCAAAUGGACAAAUAUGACUUUAGAACAUCAAACAUGUUUCUGGUCCCAAUGGUUGCACUCCUCAGCAUCAACAUAUCUUGCUUCAUAGCGGGCAUAUACAGAGUGGUAUCAGUGGGAAAUUGGGACCAGAUGUCCAUACAGCUUUUGCUUACAUCUUAUAUCAUUGUUUUCAACUAUCCAAUAAUUGAAGGGCUUCUUAUAAGAAAAGAUGUAGGGCGCAUUUAUCCUUCACUUCCUUUAGUUCUAACAUCAAAUAUCUUGGCCACAACCAUCGCUUGCACACUUUACUCUUUACUAAACAAAGUAUAAAGAUCACUUUUCUCUGGGCCAAGUAACAUUCAUCCACCUUUGCUUUUAAUGCACAUGGAUGCUGUGUAGUGGAGAACAUAACUGCUGUAACAGUGUAACAUGAUGUUCCAUCAAAUAAAGCAAUACAUUCAAAAAUCCA
This is a messenger RNA of Vigna angularis (adzuki bean), 2523 nucleotides long. Its product is annotated as cellulose synthase-like protein G2. The transcript is spliced from 8 exons. The coding region runs from base 159 to 2384 and encodes 741 amino acids. Lineage: Eukaryota; Viridiplantae; Streptophyta; Magnoliopsida; Fabales; Fabaceae. Gene Ontology annotation, cellular component: trans-Golgi network; plasma membrane. Gene Ontology annotation, molecular function: mannan synthase activity; cellulose synthase (UDP-forming) activity. Gene Ontology annotation, biological process: cellulose biosynthetic process; plant-type primary cell wall biogenesis. The record is from RefSeq and is a predicted model, not a curated record.